AUGGACAAGAUCAAUCCUGACUGGGCAAAGGACAUUCCGUGCAGAAAUAUCACUAUCUAUGGCUACUGCAAGAAGGAGAAUGAAGGUUGUCCUUUCAAACAUGGCGAUAACGCUACCGCUUCUGCUGUUAAUGACGCUUCCCCUCUUCUAGAGAUUGGCGAAGCCACCACUCCAACCAUGGCGGCAGUUCCCAAGUUCAAUGCAAAAGUUUCUGCCAGUUUCACUCCGAUGACAGUUGGUAGUGAUUCUGCAGCUACUGCUACUGCCACCACCUCCGCUACUACGAAGGCUAAUGUCAGCGUCACUAUUGCGGAUACUUCCGGGGCCGCUUCUACGGUUAAUCCAAUGGUUAAUCCUGCAGUUAGUGGCACGUUGUUGAACAGCAAUAACAACAGUAGCAAUAUAAGCAUAUCAAUACCUACUACCGCCUCGAGCUCGAAUUAUGACCCCUUCAAUGCUCCCAUCUUCACUCCCUCUUCAACAUCAUCGAUACAUACCAAUACGAAUGCGUCUUCGUUCCCAUUCCCCCCCAUUACAAAUUCUAGUGGCAUGAAUAUAAACGCUAAUGAUGACAGCAAUAGCAACAUGAGCAUGGCUAACAACGUCCCACCUUCCAUGCAACCGCCUACAAUGGAGAGCAACAAUCUCAAGUAUCCGAGUAUCUAUCCGCCUCCUCAUAGCCUUCUACAGUACCAUCUAUAUGCCCCUGAACAACCAUCAUCGCUGAAGUCGUUAUUAAGACCCAAUGAAAGAUCCGCCGAUCAACUCUUUAUCCCAAAUAACAUCAGAGAAGAUUUAACCAAGAAAAACCUGUCAAUUUUGCAAGUUUUCCCCUCUUCAGGUAAAGUUAUACCAAGCAUUGUGCAGGACUAUUUCAAUUUGGUGCCACUGAACUUCAAUAACAACGAUUUUUUGAAUAAAACAACGCUUUUCAAAGUCUUUUCCAAUUAUGAUGGUAAGCCAUAUGUUUUAAAAAGACUACCUAAUAUCGACAAAUCGAUGAACCCGAACAAAAUAUCGAAAAUCUAUCAGAUUUGGUCGAAGGUUAACUGUACAAACUUAAUAAAGUUCAGGGAUAUCUUCCAAACUACGAAAUUCGGCGAUCUGUCUAUCUGUUUGAUCUUUGAUUACUAUCCAAAUGCAUUAUCUUUGUAUGACUAUCAUUUUGUUAAUUUCCCCAAAUUCCCCAUUACCAUGAACUAUCUAUGGAUAUAUUUAGUUCAGCUCACUAACGUGAUAAAUUCUAUUCAUUCACAAAACCUAAAAAUUGGCAAUACAUUAAACUGGAGAAAAGUUUUUAUCACUGGUGACCCAGGUAGAAUCAAAUUAUCACACUGUAACUUUAUGGAUCUCUUGUUUAAUGACGAUACGGAUACAGUAGCAUCCUCCAGCGGGAGUACUAUGGAAAGACUACAACAGCUGGACUACAAAUAUCUGGGACUGCUGUUAUUUAAUCUAUCAAUGAGCAUUGAUAACUCUAACAACAAUAGUACUCCAAGAGAAUGUCGACUCGAUGAAAUAACCCUCCAAUCAAUAGAUGACUUAAAACAGAUAGAUGAUAAGUUCAAGGAUACACUUAAGUAUUUAUUAUUCGACGACGACGACGAUGAAAAAAAGAGUAUCCACGGCCUAACGAGUCAUUUUUUCGAUAAGAUGUUUAUGGUCUUGGAAUCAUCACAAACCUAUACAGAAUACAUGGAAUCCGUCUUAUCAAGAGAACUAGAAAAUGGCAGGUUGUUCAGACUGAUCAAUAAACUAAAUUGCAUUUUUGGUAGAAUCGAAUCGAGAAUAGACAUAAACUGGUCCGAAUCUGGCACCAAGUUCCCCAUUAUUUUAUUCUAUGACUACAUAUUCCAUCAAGUGGAUUCCACUGGCAAACCAAUAAUGGACUUAACUCACGUACUAAGAUGUUUGAACAAAUUAGAUGCAGGUAUCCAAGAAAAAUUAAUGUUAGUAACGCCUGAUGAGUUGAACUGCAUCAUCAUAUCCUACAAGGAGUUGAAGGACUUGAUAGAUUCCACUUUUAGAUCCAUCACCCAAUAA
Saccharomyces kudriavzevii IFO 1802 is the source of this 2043-nucleotide messenger RNA. It is a transcript of the gene PAN3, whose product is annotated as PAN-complex poly(A)-binding subunit PAN3. The transcript has a single exon. The coding region runs from base 1 to 2043 and encodes 680 amino acids. Lineage: Eukaryota; Fungi; Ascomycota; Saccharomycetes; Saccharomycetales; Saccharomycetaceae. Gene Ontology annotation, cellular component: PAN complex; P-body. Gene Ontology annotation, molecular function: protein kinase activity; poly(A) binding; ATP binding. Gene Ontology annotation, biological process: nuclear-transcribed mRNA poly(A) tail shortening; protein phosphorylation; mRNA processing. The record is from RefSeq and is a predicted model, not a curated record.